CUAAAGACUAAAGUGUAAAAGAAAAUGUUUACUCGAAAUAUAAUAUAUAUUUUAAUAAUUUCUAUAGUUUUGUUACAACUCGCCUGGUCUAAACCUACAACUCAGGAUGAAACUUCUGAGAUGAAGCUUUUGAAAGCUCAAGAUUUAUGUUUACAAAAAACCAAAUAUGAUGGCAUGGAACCUGCGGAAACCGACAGUCAAUUAACACCCACAAAUCAAUUGCUUAAAUUUACACUAAGAGCUUUUCAGCAACUCUCCUUGCAAUAUGCUGAAACGGCCAAAAAUAUCAGUGAACAUUUACAAAAAGAUCCGGAAAUUUUGAAUUCCAAAUCGAUGAAAAUACAAGAAUUUAAACAGAAUUUAACACAAUUUGAAGAGAAAUAUACUUUAUGCGAUGGUCUAGAUGAAUUAUUCGACUUAGCGGAAUUGUAUUCGAAUACCACUUCAUUUUAUUACGACCUCGAGGAGUCAGAUCUAAACGUGGACUCAAAAUUAAUUUUGUCUCUUUUGAGGAAAUAUGGUUCCGAAGAUUUAGAUAAUGAUUUCGAAAAAUACUUUAAUGUUUUUGUUGAUAAUUUCGAAAAGAAACUUGAAGAUCUUAUGGAGAAUUUGCGUAAGGAUGAGGAUAAAGCUAGUAAAUUAGUACUGGAAUGGUAUGAUACGUUUAAGGCCCUUAAGAAUUAUGAUGAUAAAAUAAAUGCUUUUGAGAAAUUCUUUACAUUUUUUGAUCCCGACGGCAACUGAGAGAUUGUGUUUGGAGUAACAUUUAUAAUAUUGUGCAAAAAAGGUUCAAGAGACAAAUAAAUUAUGUCCUUAUCAGA
This is a messenger RNA of Lucilia cuprina (Australian sheep blowfly), 821 nucleotides long. RefSeq lists its product as uncharacterized. The record is from RefSeq and is a predicted model, not a curated record. NCBI's taxonomy places the organism in Eukaryota, Metazoa, Arthropoda, Insecta, Diptera, Calliphoridae. Bases 25 to 744 code for a protein of 239 amino acids. The transcript is spliced from 2 exons.